CGAUACGUUCAUCAAAAUUAUAUUAAGGAUAAUAAAUUCUAGGAAGUAAUGUAAUGUUAAUGCAAAAUUAGAUUACAACAAUUUGUGGCGACACCGUUUUUGAAACUAUAUGCUGAUAUAUGCCGCUUAAUACCAUUUCCACUAGUUUGUUUGUAUUCCGUCGUGAUACAGGUGUGAUAAACGGUUUCCUUACUUAAGAUUGUCGAAUUUACCAAAGCACGCGGUAGGUGGUACUUAUAAAUACGUACGAACACCGCUCCUGUCGAGAUUGCCCGUCGAAACUUCACCGAGCGAGGCGACCUAGCGCACGCGCACACGUCUUGUGUUAAAAAAAUCACGUUUAAAAUCAGUAAUCAAAAUUACAAAUUCCCAACAGUGAAAGAAACUACCGCAAGAAGACUUGCCAUGAACAACGCCGAAUUAUACGAGAAAAACAAUACCCUGCAGAAAAGAGAUGCUUUACAAUGCCUUCAAGAAUAUGAAAAGAAAAUUAAAUGGAAAAACUUUGACACCAUCAUCGACAUAGGUUGCGGCGAUGGCGGCGUGACGACAGAAGUCCUAAAAAAAUUUAUUCCCUCUAACUACAAAAAAGUAAUCGGUGUGGAUAUUAGCGAGAAAAUGGUACAGUUUGCAAAUGAACAUCACGGUGACAAGAGAACCGUCUUCAGAGUGAUGGAUGUAGAGAACACACUGCCAAAAGACUUCAGAGAGACCUUCGAUCAUGCAUUUUCAUUUUACACACUGCAUUGGAUACGUGAUCAAGAGCGUGCGCUAUCCAACAUCUACGAGCUGCUGACAGACGGCGGGGACUGUCUGCUCAUCUUCUUAGGGCAUAUGCCAGUGUUUGACAUCUUCCGGCAACUAUCUCGAUGCAGCAAGUGGCAUCCUUGGCUAAAAAAUGUCGACCGCUUUAUUUCGCCAUACCACCAUUCACAGGACCCCGAGAAGGACGUGCGGAGAACAAUGGCUAAAAUAGGAUACCGUGAUAUCGAUGUGCAAUGCAAACGUAUGCUGUGCACUUACAAAACACCGGAGGAAUGUAAAAAAGCUGUUGCCGCAGUAAACCCAUUCAAGGUCCCCAAAGAGCUGGAGGAUGAGUUUUUAGAAGAUUAUAUGGAUAUAGUUGUAGAUAUGAGAUUUGUUGACGAGGUGAAUAAUAAUAUUAACCAUUCAGUGCACGUAAGUGCUGGAUACACUCUCAUUGUAGCUUUUGCUAGAAAAUAACAACGAUAAUCUCAGUAUUACCAUCUUACAUAUUGAAAUCAAAAAAUGUUCUACUAGAAAUAUUUAUUUGGAAGCCUCCUCCUUUUGGCUCAAAGAUGUUACUGAAAACAAAAUUGUUUACUUCUAAAACAAAAAAAUGGCAGCGUAACGUAUACAAGUGCCUACAGAUUUGCUCGACAUUGUCGACCGUUAAUAUCGAUCGACAUUGUCAGGCUGAAAAAUUUACUUGAUUUAUUUAUACUACGUUACUUUCCAUAAAAAAGCUCCAAUAUUUAGUUUUUACUAAACCUAUCGCUUUCUUAACCCGUCGAGUAUUAUGGCUUACUUUUUCACUGAUUGUAUCGCCAUUGGACAACAACUA
Messenger RNA from Hyposmocoma kahamanoa, 1585 nucleotides. It is a transcript of the gene jhamt, whose product is annotated as juvenile hormone acid O-methyltransferase. Gene Ontology annotation, molecular function: S-adenosylmethionine-dependent methyltransferase activity. The transcript has 4 exons. NCBI's taxonomy places the organism in Eukaryota, Metazoa, Arthropoda, Insecta, Lepidoptera, Cosmopterigidae. Bases 406 to 1224 code for a protein of 272 amino acids. The record is from RefSeq and is a predicted model, not a curated record.